Messenger RNA from Gadus chalcogrammus (walleye pollock), 5793 nucleotides. RefSeq names its product peptidase domain containing associated with muscle regeneration 1b (gene pamr1b). The record is from RefSeq and is a predicted model, not a curated record. The transcript has 21 exons. Bases 56 to 5005 code for a protein of 1649 amino acids. Gene Ontology annotation, biological process: proteolysis. Lineage: Eukaryota; Metazoa; Chordata; Actinopteri; Gadiformes; Gadidae. Gene Ontology annotation, molecular function: serine-type endopeptidase activity.
UUGAGAGCAUGAUGUCAGCUGAGUUCAGAAAGUAAACAGUGGAGCAGUCUGCAGCAUGCUGUCUGCCGGCCGGGGAGUUUGCCUGGGGAGACCCCAGCGCGGGGGCACCCACACCAUCCCGUGGACCGGCACCCGUGGGUACAGGGGUCGGGGGCUGCCGUCCUUCGUCUCCAUCUUCACCUUUGUCCUCCUCCUCAUCCUCCCGCUCCAGGGCUCAGCCUGGCCUCACGACUACAGGUACGGUUUCUCCGACCACUGCCCUGGACCGGAGUGGAGCGUGAUGUGCCGCAACUGCUGCGAGUAUGACGUCAUCCGGUGUAAAUGUCCGCUGCAGGGCACCCGCGUGGGCUACGCCGUGCCGUGCUGCCGUAACGCCAUCAACGAGUGUGACCCCUGCAUCAUCCACCCAGGGUGCAGUAUCUUUGAGAACUGUAAGCGGUGCAACAACGGGACCUGGGGUCCCCGCGACGACUUCUUCAUCAGAGGGAAAUUCUGCGCCGAGUGCCGCCCUGGCUGGUCUGGGGGGGACUGCCUGCAGUGCGGGGGAGUGGUACGUAAACGACAAGGACAUCUGGUUCUGGAGAGCUACCCCAACAAUGCCCGCUGUGAGUGGACCGUGCAGGUGGACCGAGCCUUCACCAUCGACUUCAGGUUCAUGAUGUUGAGUCUAGAGUUUGACCACUCUUGUCGCUAUGACUACGUGGAGAUCCGAGACGGCGACAGCAUCAACUCGCAGGUCAUCGGUCGGUUCUGUGGGAACACCCGACCCGGGCUGAUCCAGAGCUCGGGGAACACGCUGCACGUCCUCUUCGUCUCCGACGGCUACAAGAACUUUGAUGGCUUCUUCGCCACGUUCCAGGAGAGUUCUGCUUGCAGCUCCUCUCCGUGUCUGCAUGAUGGGACUUGCGUACUGGACACCUCCUACUCCUUCUACUGUGCCUGUCUGUCUGGCUACACGGGACGGAGGUGUGAAAACGUGGUGGGGUGUCGCCGGCCCCCCAUCCCCGCCCACGGCUCCACCCAGGGGGUGUUCUACCACUCAGGGGCCCGCGUCACCUUCCACUGCGACCUGGGCUUCCAGCUGCGGGGCCCCCGCUCGGCCGUCUGUCUGCUGGACGGCACCUGGAGCGCCUCCGACUCCCAGUGUGUACCAGUGGAGCAGUCCUGUUCCCUCCCGCCCAAGCCGGCCCACGGGGACCACUUCCUGGUGUACGGGCCCAACGACGUGCUGAUCGCCCUGCAGUACCUCUGCUACCGGCCUUACAAGCUGACUGGCGGCUCCCAGCGGACCUGUCUGCCCAACAACACCUGGAGCGGAACCCCGGCCCUCUGUAGCAAAGUGAACAACACACUGGAGGAACCAGGAAGACACAUGGAGACCAAUGUAGCCGUCAAAGUUACUGAAGGCCAGGCUAACACAACGGAGGCUACGAAGACAGAGGCUCAUACAACUGAGGCCAAUGCACCCGCGGCUAACACGACGGAAGCUACAACGACGGAAGCUAAUACAAAUGAGGUUAAUACUACAGAGGUUAGCACCACCGAGGCUUAUACCACAGAGGUGAACGCAACGGAGUUGAACAAAGCUGAGGUUAAUACGACAGAGGUUACAACUACAGAAGUUAACACAAGAGAGGUUAAUACUACGGAGGCUGUCAACGGGCAUGAAGUCGAUGCAGAGCACCGAAACACGACGACGGGAGGCCAUGGAGAGCCGUCCGUCAUCAACACUCUGGAGGUCCCUGACACAGAGGAGAGGAGAACGUUUUCACCAGACCCCCGCGGACGCGGUGACGCCCUGGAGGGCGACUGGACAGACAUCUUAAACAGCCUGGACACGGUGGAAACCAGAGACAAUGACCCAGCGGCGGUCGGAGAGAACGACAGACGCUCGACGGAAACCACGGCCGGGAACGACGUGAUUGACGACACGAUGCGCGGGACAGCGGAGGUGACGGAGGUAGUGGUGGUCAGAGAUAAGGGCCGGGAGGAGGAGGAGGGUAGGAGGAAGGAGCAGGUGGAGGAGGACAGCAGCCCAGACAAGGUCAGCCCCAAUGACAGCGAGAGGAAGAUAGCCCUGUCUGAGCGGGACAACGUCCUGGACGUAGCGUUGGAGGUCGCCCCGGAGGUUGUGCCGACAGCCAACCGGACGUGGACCGCCGACGGCAACGAGAUCGUGACAGUGAACAAAACAUGGGUUCCCCCAGAGCCGGAGAUGGAGACCGUACCAAGCAGGAGCAACACCUCCCGUUUCACUCCGUACAGAGCGGGGGACGGCGAAGGAGAGGAGACCCCUGGGAAAGCCACGUCGCACGGUGCGAAAGAGAGCCGAAACGAAAAGACAGACGAAGACACAAAAGCAGGGAAGGAUGCUGCGGCUGAGGAACUGGAGAAGGAGGUUAAAGAACAAGAGAGGCAGCAGAAGGAGAAGAAGAGGAAGGAGGAGAAGGAGAAGAAGAAGGAGGAGGAGAAGGAGAAGGAGAAAGAUCUCAACGCCAGCAUUGACGGGGGGAUGUGCCGGGCUCCGCCCCGCCCACACCACGGCUCCCUCCGGCCCGUGCCAGGGCUGGUUCCAGCGACGGUGGAAUACUCCUGUAACCAUUCGUACGCACUCAGCGGUGAGGCCCGCCGAGCCUGCCAGCCCAACGGCACCUGGAGCGGCACGCAGCCGCUCUGCGUCCGAGCCUGCAGAGAACCAAAGGUGUCAGAGCUGGUCAGACAGAAAGUGCUGCCGCUGCAGAUUCCAUCCAGGAAGACCCCCAUCCACAAGCUCUACUCCAUGGGGCUGGGUCACCUGCUGCAGGCCGACGAGCCCCGGGGGGCUGUCCAGGCCCUGCCCCAGGGCUUCCACCACCUGUACGCUCAGAUAGAGUACCAGUGUGCCUCUCCCUACUACCACCACGCCGGCAGUGCACGCCGCACCUGCCUCAAGACCGGCAAGUGGAGCGGGCGUCAUGUCUCCUGCUCGCCAGUGUGUGGGAAGCAUUCAACCUUUGACCCCCAGAGGCCAGCAGAAGCCCACUGGCCUUGGCUGGCGGCCAUCUAUCGGCGCUCCACCAAGAAAGCCAACGCGUCCAAGGCGGCCUCGUUGAAGCCCCUGAAGAGCGGCGCCGGGUCGGUUCCGGGGGGCCAGGACGGGGGGUCCGACUGGCAGCUGGUGUGCAGUGGGGCCCUUGUGAACCAGCGCAGCGUGGUGGUGGCGGCCCACUGCGUGACCGAGCUGGGGAAGGCGUACCCCCUGGGGACCGCCAAGAUGAAAGUGGUGGUUGGCAAGCACUACCGCAACGACCUCAGGACCUCCAAGGGCCUGCAACACCUCAGGUGGGUUCCCCCAGAGCCGGAGAUGGAGACCGUACCAAGCAGGAGCAACACCUCCCGUUUCACUCCGUACAGAGCGGGGGACGGCGAAGGAGAGGAGACCCCUGGGAAAGCCACGUCGCACGGUGCGAAAGAGAGCCGAGACGAAAAGACAGACGAAGACACAAAAGCAGGGAAGGAUGCUGCGGCUGAGGAACUGGAGAAGGAGGUUAAAGAACAAGAGAGGCAGCAGAAGGAGAAGAAGAGGAAGGAGGAGAAGGAGAAGAAGAAGGAGGAGGAGAAGGAGAAGGAGAAGGAGAAAGAUCUCAACGCCAGCAUUGACGGGGGGAUGUGCCGGGCUCCGCCCCGCCCACACCACGGCUCCCUCCGGCCCGUGCCAGGGCUGGUUCCAGCGACGGUGGAAUACUCCUGUAACCAUUCGUACGCACUCAGCGGUGAGGCCCGCCGAGCCUGCCAGCCCAACGGCACCUGGAGCGGCACGCAGCCGCUCUGCGUCCGAGCCUGCAGAGAACCAAAGGUGUCAGAGCUGGUCAGACAGAAAGUGCUGCCGCUGCAGAUUCCAUCCAGGAAGACCCCCAUCCACAAGCUCUACUCCAUGGGGCUGGGUCACCUGCUGCAGGCCGACGAGCCCCGGGGGGCUGUCCAGGCCCUGCCCCACGGCUUCCACCACCUGUACGCUCAGAUAGAGUACCAGUGUGCCUCUCCCUACUACCACCACGCCGGCAGUGCACGCCGCACCUGCCUCAAGACCGGCAAGUGGAGCGGGCGUCAUGUCUCCUGCUCGCCAGUGUGUGGGAAGCAUUCGACCUUUGACCCCCAGAGGCCAGCAGAAGCCCACUGGCCUUGGCUGGCGGCCAUCUAUCGGCGCUCCACCAAGAAAGCCAACGCGUCCAAGGCGGCCUCGUUGAAGCCCCUGAAGAGCGGCGCCGGGUCGGUUCCGGAGGGCCAGGACGGGGGGUCCGACUGGCAGCUGGUGUGCAGUGGGGCCCUUGUGAACCAGCGCAGCGUGGUGGUGGCGGCCCACUGCGUGACCGAGCUGGGGAAGGCGUACCCCCUGGGGACCGCCAAGAUGAAAGUGGUGGUUGGCAAGCACUACCGCAACGACCUCAGGACCUCCAAGGGCCUGCAACACCUCAGGGUGGCCUCAGUCGCCGUGCACCCCAACUACGACCCCCUGAUCCUGGACUCUGACCUGGCCGUGCUCCGGCUGCUGGACAAGGCCCGGAUCGGGGAGCAGACCCUGCCUCUGUGCCUCCCGGACGCCCUUGUACCCCCCGUGUCGGGGGUCCCCCGGGAGGGCCUGGUCACGGGCUGGUCCCCUCUGCCCGACCCGUCCAUGGGGGUGGAGGAGCGGGCCCGGGUGGGGCUGGUGCGCCUGGCCGACGUGGUGCCCUGCGAGCAGCAGUACGCCCGCAACGGCGCCCCCGUCAGCGUCUCGGACAACAUGCUGUGCGCCAGCCACAAGCCCGACUACGGCGCGUCCAACAUCUGCCCCUCCGACACCGGCGGGAUCCUGGUCCUGCCCGGGGCCCCCACCUCCGGGGACCCAGCGGAGGGCCAGGCCCCGUGGCGGCUGAUGGGCCUGGUGAGCUUCGGGUACGAGCAGGGGGAGUGUGACCCGGCACUCUACACUGUGUACACGCACGUGGCCCACUUCAAGGACUGGAUCGAGGGCCUCAUGAGAUAAACCUAUCGCCCUCCUGGCAGGCUCCCCUCCUCCUCCCUUCUUCUCUAAAACGCUGGGCCUGUGCUCACCCCUGCAAACUCUCACCGUCUCCUUAGUGUCUCUUUCUCACUGUCUCUCUCUCACUGUGGCUUCACUGCCUCUUUCUCACUGUUUCUCUCAUACUGUCUCUUCACUGUCUCUCUCACUGGCUCCUCAGAGUCUCUCUCUCAGCGUCUCUCCACUUUCUCUCUCACACUGCUUGAAACGAGGAGGCGGUGUCUGCAUUAGUUCCAUCUGGAGCCGUGAUACUUCAACCGUCACUUGGACAGGCACCAAACGUUAGCGGAAGAAAGACUUGAGAAUCUGUCGAUCGGCUGCUGCUGGUCGACAAUGUACUGGCUGUUAUGUAUAUAGGAUGCACUGUAUUAUUCUUAACUCAUAGGAUUCAGAGAUGUACAUAUUGUAUUAAAGGAUAAGUCUUUGUGUUUAAUUAAAGGUGAUGCCGUUGUAAAGACUGUAACGAAUCUGCCAUUAAUUAAGAUAAGGUUACGUCGAUAACCUUAGGUAAUUUGGUGGUCAAACAUUUUCAUUAAAUGUAGGAUGGGGUCCGCUUGUGAGGCUUAUAAAUAGUACGCUAUUUACAUUACAUAUUAGUCACAAAACCCUGGCACGCCACCCUCAAUUAGCAUGAGCUAAAAUGACAUGUUAUCCAUGACAGAGAAAUGCAAUUACAAUACCCAUUAAAAGAAAAUCCCUCAGCAAAUGCAUUAUUUAAGAAUGAAUUGCUCUUCUGUGCGCAAAUUAAAUUC